CAUCCCGGGCACCGAGCCGGGCUCCGCGCUCGCCAUGGGACCGAGCUGCUCCCUGCGGCUCCUGCUGCUGCUCCUGUGCCAGGGCCCCGGAGCCCUCUCGCUCCUGCGCUACCGCUACGAGUGCCGGGAGCAGCGCAUGCAGCUGGAGGUGCAGCCCGGGCGCGGGCGCAGCGCCCGCUUCAGGGUCCUGGAUGAGUUCGGGAGCCCCUUUGACGUCGCCAACUGCUCCAUCUGCCUCCACUGGCUCCACAGCAGGGCGGACGGUGCCAUCGUCUUCUCCUCUGGCUACGAGGGCUGCCACGUGCUGCUGAAGGAGGACCGCUACGUCCUGCGGGUGCAGCUGGAGGAGACGCUGCCCAACGGGGCCCUGCUCGGCUCCUAUGAGGUGAACAUGACCUGUCCUCAGCCCGCUGACGACGAGCAUCCCGCUGGGGGCCAUGGCAACGGCAUCCGCCAGAGCCAGGCCGGGGUCCCGGUCCCCCUGUCCCAGCCGGGCCUCCUGCACCAAGCAUCCCAAUCCUCCGUGAGCAUCCCGGGAUCCCGGCUCGCAUCCCAAGUGCGUCCGGAGCAGGGUCCCCCCCUGGCACGGGCAGAGCCCCAGGAGCAGCCGGGAAUGGGGCAUCCUGGGGGUCCGAGUCAAGUGGGUCGCCUCCGGCCUGGGCUUCAGAGCCAAACCCAGCCUGGUCUGGUGCAUGCCGGGGCUCCGAAGGAAGCAGGAGCUGGGGUUCAGAGCCAGAACCAGCCUGGAAUGGUGCUUCCUGGGGCUCAGCAUCAACAGGGUCGUCUUCAUCCAGUGAUUCAGACCCACAACCAGCCCGGGCUGAUGCAAUCUAUGGGUCAGAAUCAACCGGGUCGUCUUCAUCCAGUGAUUCAGACCCCCAACCAGCCCGGGCUGAUGCAAUCUAUGGGUCAGAAUCAACCGGGUCGUCUUCAUCCAGUGAUUCAGACCCACAACCAGCCCGGGCUGAUGCAAUCUAUGGGUCAGAAUCAACCGGGUCGUCUUCAUCCAGUGAUUCAGACCCACAACCAGCCCGGGCUGAUGCAAUCUAUGGGUCAGAAUCAACCGGGUCGUCUUCAUCCAGUGAUUCAGACCCACAACCAGCCCGGGCUGAUGCAAUCUAUAGGUCAGAAUCAACCGGGUAUUGUACAUCCUGGGGUCCAGACCCAAACCCAGCCUGGGCUGAUGCAUUCUAUGGGUCAGAAUCAACCAGGUCGUCUUCAUCCAGUGAUUCAGACCCCCAACCAGCCCGGGCUGAUGCAUUCUAUAGGUCAGAAUCAACCGGGUCAUGUCCGUCCUGCGGUUCAGACCCCCAACCAACCUGGGCUGAUGCAUUCUAUAGGUCAGAAUCAACCGGGUCAUGUCCGUCCUGCGGUUCAGACCCACAACCAACCUAGUCUGGUGCAUCCCAGGGCUCCAACUCAACCAGGACAUCUUCGUCCUGGGGUCCAGACCCAAACGCACCCGGUUCUGGUGCACCAAAGGGCUCAGACUCAAGCAGGAGCCCUUCGUGCGGGGCUUGCACCCCAGAACCAGCCCGGGUUGGUGCACGGCGCCGGUGCCUUCAUGCACUCUGGUGCUCAGCCCCACACGGGCUUCGGACGCCCGGGGGCUCAGCCCCCAAACCAGCUGGGUUUAACCCAUGCCAACCCUCAGCCCCACUCCCAAGGGAGCCGUGUCCAUCCCGGGCUCCAGAGCCAAGCCGGGCUGCUCCAUCCCAGCCAUUCCCGACCGGCUCUAACCCAUCCCAGCCUCCAAUCCCGGCCGGGUUUGAUCCGCCCUGGUCUCCAUGCUCAGCCCCAGCCGGGUCUGGGGUACCCAGGACUCCAGCCCCAAGCCCAGCCCGGUUUGAUGCGGCCUGGCCUUCAAUCCCAGCCCAGCCUGCUGCAAUCCACAGCCCUCUUCUACCCAUCAGCAGGGGCAGGCACCCCGCUGAGCCGGGAGCAGUGCCAAGUGGCCGUGGGGAGGAUGCCCUGCGUGGCACCGCAGGGCCGGGAUGCGUGUCUGCAGGCGGGAUGCUGCUACGACGACAUGGACCGGGCUGCGCCCUGUUACUAUGGCAACACCGCCACGGUGCAGUGCCUGCUGGACGCUCACUUCGUGCUGGUGGUGCCGCGGGGGCUCAGCACCCAGCCCUACAACCUGGACAGCGUGCGCCUGGCCAGCGGCCAGCCCGGCUGCGAGCCCCUCCGAGUCACCGAGGCCUUCGUCAUGUUUCGCUUCGCCGUCACCCAGUGCGGGACCACGGUGCAGGUGAUCGAGGACCGGCUCAUCUAUGAGAACCAGCUCAUCUCCACCAUCGAUGUCCAGGGGUCCCCCCGGGGCUCCAUCACACGGGACAGCAUCUACAUCCUCCAAGCCCGCUGCAUCUACAACGCCAGCGAGCUCCUGCCCCUCCGCAUGGAGGUUGCCAUCCCCACCACCGCGGCCCCCAUGGCCAUGCCGGGGCCGCUGGGGCUCCAGUUGCGCAUCGCCACUGAUGAGAGCUACAGCUCCUACCACCCCGCUGCUGACUUCCCCUUGGUGAAGGUGCUGCGGGACCCCAUCUACGUGGAGGUUCGGCUCCUGCAGAAGACAGACCCCAACUUGGUGCUGGUGCUGCACCACUGCUGGGCAUCCCCCAGCACCGAGCCCGCUGCCGAGCCCCAGUGGCCCAUCCUGGUGGAGGGGUGCCCCUUUGGAGGGGAUAACUACAGGACCCAGCUCGUGCCUGUUGGACCAGCGUCCCCACAGCUCCCCUUCCCCAGCCACUACCAGCGCUUCGUCAUCUCCACCUUCACCUUUGUGGAGCCCCCAUCCAUGGCAGUGCUGGAGGGAGAGGUGUUCAUCUCCUGCAGCGCCUCCGUCUGUCACCUGGCCCAGCCUGAGCCCUGCCGUCCCUCCUGCCACCUCGGGGUGCCCUCACGAGCACGGCGGGCAACGAGAGUCAGAACUGGAGCCAUGGGCACGGUCAGCUCCCAGGGCAGCAUCGCCUUCCCCAUGGUGGCCAAGCUGCAAGGAGGGGGCUGAAUUCCCUGCUCUUCCUCACCCUUCAUCCCUGCUCUUCCUCUUCCUCUCCUCCAGGCAGAUGUUGCUGCACCUCUGGGCGAGCUGCAUCAAAUAAAGCCCCUGGAGCACG
Messenger RNA from Pezoporus occidentalis (night parrot), 3116 nucleotides. It is a transcript of the gene ZP1, whose product is annotated as zona pellucida glycoprotein 1. Gene Ontology annotation, biological process: prevention of polyspermy; binding of sperm to zona pellucida. The transcript has 11 exons. The record is from RefSeq and is a predicted model, not a curated record. The coding region runs from base 35 to 3007 and encodes 990 amino acids. Gene Ontology annotation, molecular function: acrosin binding; structural constituent of egg coat. Lineage: Eukaryota; Metazoa; Chordata; Aves; Psittaciformes; Psittacidae. Gene Ontology annotation, cellular component: egg coat.